AUGUCCACCAUUUUGAGCCUGGAGUCGGAGAUCGACAACGUUGGCCAUCUGACCUUCAUGAGACUCGACGAUAUGGCCACUGAGCGGAAGAUUGUCAAUUUGCAGCAUUGGACAGCAUAUUUUGCCUUCGACGUGGUCUGUACUCUCGGUAUAGGCGGCCCACUCGGGUUUCUCGAGCAGGGGAUUGAUGUCAAAGGCAUUAUCAAGUCGAUUCACGACUUGUUCUUCAUGUCUUCCGUCUUUGGUGACAUUCCUGGCCAAAUGGUCUGGUUGCGAAAUCCCAUAACUCAAGCACUGUCUCGAUUAGCCGGCCAUACUUCAUCAAGUGCAGGACGCGAUUUCGCAACCUGGCUGUUCUCGCAAGUUCAAGACCGUAUGCAAACUCCCAACGAUCCUGAGCGACACCCGGAUAUGCUCAACCAUUUCAUCUCCAUGAAAGAAGCGGAUGGACGUACAGUGGACUUUCCUGGAGUGGUCGUUGAGGCUGGCAAUCUGAUCGGCGCAGGAGCCGAUACAACAUCUGCAGGCAUCAGCUCGGUGCUCGGCGAGCUCGUUCGCCAUCCAGAGGACUACAAAGCCGUGCAACGGGAGGUCGAUGAGGCCUAUGCCCGAGGUGAACUCCAAGCUCAUGGCACGAUCGACUACAAGACCGCUGAGAAACUUCCUUGGCUUAAUGCCUGCGUCAAGGAAGCUCUCAGACUCACACCAAGUAUCGUGCGGCAGCUUCCUCGGCAUGUGCCAGACGGGGGCAUUACUAUUGACGGCCAUUACAUUCCUGCGAGUUCUGUCGUGAGUCUGAGUCCCUACGCUGCUAAUCGCGAUGAGAUUGUCUUUGGAAACGACGCUUCAGAAUGGAACCCGGGAAGAUACAUUGCAGGGAACAAAGGCGUGACGGACGAAUAUUCAUGGGUUCAACUCUGUGCAAUUGAUCACUCUGCUGACUACUUCUACCGUUCGGCUACGGGUCGAGAACCUGUAUCGGACGCAACCUCGCGCUGGUCGAAACUUACCGUUUUGUCGCGGAGUUCUGCCAUCGUUACAACAUGA
Messenger RNA from Cercospora beticola, 1047 nucleotides. NCBI's taxonomy places the organism in Eukaryota, Fungi, Ascomycota, Dothideomycetes, Mycosphaerellales, Mycosphaerellaceae. The record is from RefSeq and is a predicted model, not a curated record.